AUGGCCACGCAACCGACAGUACAGGAUGGAGUUACAACACUUCACGAUAAUUCCAUGCAUAACAAAUUUGGCUGGGUCGAAGGAGUCCUUAUUCGAAACAUGAUGAGCAUUUGGAGUGUUAUGCUUUUCCUGAGACUGACACGGGUGGUUGGACAAGCAGGAAUAGGUGAAACCUUAAUUUUCAUCGCAAUUUCAACAUUCAUCACUUUGGUGACAGCUUUGUCCAUGUCGGCUAUCUCUACCAACGGAGAAAUCGGCGGCGGUGGAACUUACUUUGUUAUGUCGAGAAUAUUGGGUCCAGAGUUUGGUGGUUCAAUCGGAAUCAUCUUCGCCAUCGCCAAUACGAUGGAUUGCGGUCUUAAUACAGUUGGAUUUUCGCAAUCAUUGCGAGACAUGAUAAAAGAAUACGGUGGGAUAACUGUCAUCCACGGAGGAACGAAUGACGUUCGACUCAUAGGCACCAUCACUUUAAUAGUCGUUUCUGCCGUCUGCGGUCUAGGAACUAAAUAUGAAACCAAGAUGAAGGACGUCAUAUUUGUCAUUAUGUUGGCGGCAUUUACCAAUUUUAUUACUGGAAGCAUCAUGGGGCCAUCUUCUGAGACCGAAGAAGCAAGGGGGUUUGUUGCAUACAGCAGCGAUUUGCUUAGCGAAAACUGGGCACCUGGAUAUACCAUUACUUCUGGUCAAAUGCAAAAUUUCAUAUCAGUAUUUGCGGUUUACUUCCCAUCCACCAUUGGUAUCCUAGCCGGAGCCAAUGUUUCUGGAGAAUUAAAAAAUCCCAAUAAGGCUAUUCCGAAAGGAACGAUUUUAUCUAUCAUUAUUUGCAGCAUCUCGUACGCCAUAGUCGCAAUCAUUUGUGCUGCUACAGUUGCCCGUAGAGCAACUGGAAUUGUUGAAGACCUGCACAAUGGAACUAAUCUGAACUGCACAAUUAAUGAAUGUAAUUACGGACUUUACCACGACUAUCAGGCGAUGGCUUUAGUUUCUGCCUUUGGUCCGCUCAAUUACGUAGGAUGUUUUGCCGCGACUUUAAGUUCUGCUCUAUCGGAUUUCGUUUCUUGCCCAGCUCUGCUCGAAGUCAUCGUACACGAUAACAUUUACCCUUACUGGAUGGUUGGUUUUCUUGGAAAGGCCUACGGGGCAUCAAAAAAGCCAUACCGUGCUUACGCCUUCACUUUUAUCUUAGCUAUGGCUUUCGUGCUUAUCGCUGAACUGAAUGUGAUUGCACUCAUCAAUUCCAAUUUCUUCCUUGCUACGUUCGCAAUGAUGAAUUUCUCGACGUUCCAUGUCAGCUUAAUUAAACCGAUCGGAUGGCGCCCGAAUUUUAAGUAUUACAAUACUUGGCUGAGUCUGUUGACAGGACUUAUGUCGAUCGCUUGCAUGAUGCUUGUCAGUCUUCCCAUAGGAAUGAUAACAAUUGCCAUCGUUCUAUUUUUCUACUUAGUGGUUCUCUAUCGAAGCCCAGGUAAAAUUCAAAUUUUUACUCAUAAACUUCAAUGCAAUACUGAAUUUUAUCUCAUUUGCAAGAAUAAUUCGCUCAUGAUCUGCGGUAACGUAGUCAAGGAAAAGCUAACAUUUGAGGCGCGGUUAAAACUGCAACAGAAAGCUUAUAGAUACCUGCGGUUCACAAACAUGAAGGGAUUUUGUACUGUUGCAGAUAACUCCGGUCUCCAAACAGGGACAGCUGCAAUGCUUGGCCUUGCGGGCGUAGGCAAAGUCAAACCCAACAUCCUGCUGAUGGGGUAUAAAAAUAACUGGUCAACCUGCGACAGAAAUUCAUUGGAUCAAUAUUUGCUGACAAUACAUACGGGAUUCGAAAUGCAUGUGGCAGUGGCUAUCCUUCGUCUUAAAGAGGGAUUAGACUGCUCAGGAAUCGUGGCUGAUAUCGACGAACUCAUUUCGCAAACUCCUAGUAAAAAAGUUAUAGACAAAAAAGAAAAGACAACAGAAACCUCUGUGGUAACAGCAAACCUACCUAAAAUUAUUGAGACUUCAACUGAAUCUAUCGCGGUUCAAAUAGAAAUCUCUCCAGUGAAAGAACCAAAGAAAGAAAAAAAAGCUAAGGACAAAAAAACUAAAGACAAAAAGGCUAAGAAUAAAAAGGCAGAAGAAAAUAUCGCUCUAAGGGAUAUUGUCGGAAAUCCACUUCCUAAGAGCGUAUUAAACAGUAUCACCUUUUUCCAGAGAAAGCAGAAAAAAGAUACCAUUGAUGUUUGGUGGCUAAGCGAUGAUGGAGGAUUGACACUUCUGCUACCAGUCAUCAUAAACAGCCGAUCAAAUUGGUCUGAAACAAAACUGCGCAUUUUCUGUACGGCGUCUGGUGUUCACGAACUAGAAAAAGAACAGAUCGGGAUGACAAUGUUGCUGUCGAAAUUCCGGAUUGAUUACUCUGAUCUUGUGAUUAUUACUGACGUGGAUGAACCUCCCAAAAGCAAAACAAAAAAGUGGUUCGAUGGCUUAAUUCGACCAUUUUUACAAUCAGGAACUAACGAGCCUCACGUAACGGACAGCGAACUCGAGACUUUCCAAUAUAAAACGGAUCGUUACCUGAGAUUACGGGAAUUACUUUUAGACCAUUCAUCCGAUUCCAAUUUGGUUUUCAUGACCUUACCCGUAACACGAAAAAGCUCCAGUGCCCCAUUGUACAUGGCUUGGUUGGAGGCACUUACAGCAAAUAUGCCACCAUUCGUGCUCGUUCGCGGGAAUCAAACUUCAGUUUUAACAUUUUACUCUUGA
Molecule: messenger RNA, 2736 nt
Organism: Daphnia carinata
Lineage: Eukaryota; Metazoa; Arthropoda; Branchiopoda; Diplostraca; Daphniidae
Product: bumetanide-sensitive sodium-(potassium)-chloride cotransporter-like
Biological process (GO): cell volume homeostasis; potassium ion import across plasma membrane; sodium ion homeostasis
Cellular component (GO): membrane
Molecular function (GO): sodium:potassium:chloride symporter activity
Source: RefSeq, a predicted model, not a curated record